GGACGUGGGGAACAGAAGACCACCAGGUACAGCAUUUGUGGAGAAUGAGGGCAGCACAAAAAUGUUUUUCCUGACAAAGGGAAACUGAGUCAUGGGGCUGGACAAAGACCCCCUCCCUGGGCCCCAGGGCCCCAGCUCCCAGUCCCCAGCACUGUGGGACUCCAGCUUUGACAGAGGGAGGGGAUGCUGCUAAUCUGGGGCUGUGUGAGGACGCAGAAAGGAGGAGAGGGUGGGAAAGAAGGAAGGGGAUCCUGCAGUUGGGGGGCAGGGGACAAGCAUUUGGCUACAGGAGAAGGUGACCCUCACCCAGUGUGUUCAACUCACCCUUCAGGUUAAAAAUAACCGAGGUAAGGGCCCUGGAGGGGCGGGGAGGUGGUGAGAGAAGGUCCUGUCUUUCCACUAUCUGCCCAUCAGCCUUUGGAGGGGAGGAAUGUGCCCAAGGACUAAAAAAAGGCCCUGGAGCCCAGGGGCUGGGGCGACGGGCCUUUCAUGGGCAAAUCUGGGGGCACUGCUGUCCUUCUGUCACCUCCAGAGCCAAGGGAUCAAGGGAGGAGGAGCCAGUAGGCGAGAGAGGUGGGAGGCAGGGUCCCUCCGGAAGGAUUCCAAAUUUAGGCAGGAGGUGGAGGAAGCGGUAUAUAAAGGCUCUGGGAGCUUUGAGGGCAGACAGAGACUCCUCUGACCCAGGUAAGAGGGGGUCAGGGUGGGACGUUCUGUGGUCACCGCCAGAGCCACCACCUUGAGGGACCCUGCCUUCUUCUGGAGAGCGGUGCGUGGCAGUCAGGGGACUUUCCCACUGACAGAGGAGAGGUUCCAGGGAUCAAACAGAAAUCGCUUGUCCUCUUGGACUCUGCAUUUCUUUCCUGCAUCCUGUCGCUUCCAGCUUUCUGUGUCUUUCACACACUGUCUCCACCUUUCUCCCUCCUUCAGAAAACCUGCUAGAGAUUUUGUCCCGGUUUUACUUUGCCUCUCUGUCUUCGUCCGUACUUGUCAUUAUCAUGCUUCUCUGCCUGUCUCUACCCCUUGCCCUUCCUUCUUGGCUGUGUAUUCUAAUUUCCUUGCUGCUCCGGGUUUCCACCUCUUUCUCGUCGCCCUGUUGUUCACACUUGUACUAACCUGCAUCCUCUCUUUUGCACGUCGCUGCCUCUUCCCUCUCUAACUCCGUAUUCUGGUCUGUCCUGCUCCUGUCUGUGCGUUUGUAUCUGCAAGUCAAGCCUCCUGGCUCACUGUCCUUCUCCCAGUCUCCUGCCUGCCUGUAUCCAUUCUCCUUGUCUGUCCUUUCUGCCAGGCUGUUUCUCUGUGGUUCCUCCUGCUCCACCCGUGGUCCAGAUUCUUCAGGACUCUCUGUGAAGAGAGAAACAGGUGAGAACCACCCAGAUUUUCCCUCCCAGCCAGCACAGCAUGCCUCUCCUAGGAGCCAGGUUACUGGAUGAAGGGCUCGCUGUCUCACUGUCUCUCAUCUGAGCAGCUCGCUGAGGUCUUAGCAAACCCCAGGAAAUUCCACCCCCACACAAACCCUUGUUAGGGAGGGCCCAGGUGCUUCUAGCGGAUGAGGGGGAAAAACAACACAGCCUAAGAGGCAGAGGAGGUGAACAGGGAGUAGGGGUUUGAAGGACAAUGCCACCCACUGAAUCCUGGGCCCACCUCAGGAGUGACAGAGCCCUCCUGUCUCGUCCCCAGUGCAGCAAGAAGAUGGCGGAUGCCCAGAUGGCCGAUUUUGGGGAGGCAGCCCAGUACCUCCGCAAGUCAGAGAAGGAGCGUCUGGAGGCCCAGACCCGGCCCUUCGACAUCCGCACUGAGUGCUUUGUGCCAGACGACAAGGAGGAGUUUGUCAAGGCCAAGAUCUUGUCCCGGGAGGGUGGCAAGAUCACUGCUGAAACCGAGAAUGGCAAGACAGUGACAGUGAAGGAGGACCAGGUGUUGCAGCAGAACCCGCCCAAGUUCGACAAGAUAGAGGACAUGGCCAUGCUGACCUUCCUGCAUGAGCCUGCCGUGCUCUUCAACCUCAAGGAGCGCUAUGCAGCCUGGAUGAUCUAUACCUACUCAGGGCUUUUCUGUGUCACCGUCAACCCCUAUAAGUGGCUGCCAGUGUACAAUGCUGAGGUGGUGGCUGCCUACCGGGGCAAGAAGAGGAGUGAGGCACCACCCCACAUCUUCUCCAUCUCUGACAACGCCUAUCAGUACAUGCUGACGGAUCGGGAAAACCAGUCCAUCCUCAUUACCGGAGAAUCCGGGGCUGGGAAGACUGUGAACACAAAACGUGUCAUCCAGUACUUUGCCAGCAUCGCAGCCAUAGGAGACCGUGGCAAGAAGGACAACGCUAAUGCAAACAAGGGCACCCUGGAGGACCAGAUCAUCCAAGCCAACCCGGCCCUGGAGGCCUUCGGCAACGCUAAGACUGUCCGGAAUGACAACUCCUCCCGAUUUGGAAAAUUCAUCAGGAUUCACUUUGGAGCCACUGGAAAGUUGGCUUCUGCGGACAUAGAAACCUAUCUCUUGGAGAAAUCCCGAGUGAUCUUCCAGCUGAAGGCGGAGAGGAACUACCACAUCUUCUACCAGAUCCUGUCCAACAAGAAACCAGAGCUACUGGACAUGCUGCUGGUCACCAACAACCCCUACGACUACGCCUUCGUGUCUCAGGGAGAGGUGUCCGUGGCCUCCAUCGACGACUCUGAGGAGCUCAUUGCCACUGAUAACGCCUUUGAUGUGCUAGGCUUCACUCCUGAGGAGAAGGCUGGUGUCUACAAGCUGACAGGCGCCAUCAUGCACUAUGGAAACAUGAAGUUCAAGCAGAAGCAACGAGAGGAGCAGGCUGAGCCAGAUGGCACCGAAGAUGCUGACAAGUCCGCCUACCUCAUGGGGCUGAACUCAGCUGACCUGCUCAAAGGGCUUUGCCACCCUCGGGUGAAAGUGGGCAACGAGUACGUCACUAAGGGGCAGAACGUGCAGCAGGUGUACUACUCAAUCGGGGCACUGGCCAAGGCAGUGUACGAGAAGAUGUUCAACUGGAUGGUGACAAGGAUCAACUCUACCCUGGAGACCAGGCAGCCGCGCCAGUACUUCAUAGGAGUCCUCGACAUUGCUGGCUUUGAGAUCUUCGAUUUCAACAGCUUUGAACAGCUCUGCAUCAACUUCACCAACGAGAAGCUGCAGCAGUUCUUCAACCACCACAUGUUCGUGCUGGAGCAGGAGGAGUACAAGAAGGAGGGCAUCGAGUGGGAGUUCAUCGACUUCGGCAUGGACCUGCAGGCCUGCAUCGACCUCAUCGAGAAGCCCAUGGGCAUCAUGUCCAUCCUGGAGGAGGAGUGCAUGUUUCCCAAGGCCACCGACAUGACCUUUAAGGCCAAGCUGUAUGACAACCACCUGGGCAAGUCCAACAACUUCCAGAAGCCACGCAAUAUCAAGGGGAGGCAGGAAGCCCACUUCUCCCUGAUCCACUAUGCUGGCACUGUGGACUACAACAUCCUGGGCUGGCUGGAGAAGAAUAAAGACCCACUCAAUGAGACGGUGGUGGGCUUGUACCAGAAAUCCUCUCUGAGGCUCAUGGCCACACUCUUUUCCUCUUAUGCUAGUGCUGAUGCCGCGGAUAGCAGUAAAGGCAAAGGAGGCAAGAAAAAGGGUUCAUCCUUUCAGACGGUGUCAGCCCUCCACCGGGAGAACCUGAACAAGCUGAUGACCAACCUGAGGACCACCCACCCUCACUUUGUGCGCUGCAUCAUCCCCAAUGAACGGAAGGCUCCUGGGGUGAUGGACAACCCCCUGGUUAUGCACCAGCUGCGCUGCAAUGGCGUGCUAGAGGGCAUCCGCAUCUGCAGGAAGGGCUUCCCCAACCGCAUCCUCUAUGGGGACUUCCGGCAGAGAUACCGCAUCCUGAACCCAGCGGCCAUCCCCGAGGGACAGUUUAUUGACAGCAGGAAAGGGACAGAGAAGCUGCUGGGCUCCCUGGACAUCGAUCACAACCAGUAUAAGUUUGGCCAUACCAAGGUGUUCUUCAAGGCGGGGCUGCUGGGGUUGCUGGAGGACAUGCGGGACGAAAGGCUGAGCCGCAUCAUCACCCGCAUCCAGGCCCAAGCCCGGGGACAGCUCAUGCGCAUUGAGUUCAAAAAGAUCGUGGAGCGCAGGGACGCCCUGCUGGUAAUCCAGUGGAACAUCCGGGCCUUCAUGGCAGUUAAGAACUGGCCCUGGAUGAAGCUCUACUUCAAGAUCAAGCCACUGCUGAAGAGUGCAGAGACAGAGAAGGAGAUGGCCAACAUGAAAGAGGAGUUUGGGCGCAUCAAAGAGGCGCUGGAGAAGUCUGAGGCUCGCCGCAAGGAGCUGGAGGAGAAGAUGGUAUCCCUGCUGCAGGAGAAGAAUGACCUGCAGCUCCAAGUGCAGGCGGAACAAGACAACCUUAACGAUGCGGAGGAGCGCUGCGACCAGCUGAUCAAAAACAAGAUCCAGCUGGAGGCCAAGGUGAAGGAGAUGACCGAGAGGCUGGAGGACGAGGAGGAGAUGAACGCUGAGCUCACUGCCAAGAAGCGCAAGCUGGAGGAUGAGUGCUCCGAGCUCAAGAAAGAUAUUGACGACCUGGAGCUGACGCUGGCCAAGGUGGAGAAGGAGAAGCAUGCAACAGAGAACAAGGUGAAGAACCUGACAGAGGAGAUGGCUGGGCUGGAUGAGAUCAUCGCCAAGCUGACCAAGGAGAAGAAAGCUCUGCAAGAGGCUCACCAGCAGGCCCUGGAUGACCUUCAGGCCGAGGAGGACAAGGUCAACACCCUGACCAAGUCUAAGGUCAAGCUGGAGCAGCAGGUGGAUGACCUUGAGGGAUCCCUGGAGCAGGAGAAGAAGGUGCGCAUGGACCUGGAACGAGCAAAGCGGAAGUUGGAGGGUGACCUGAAGCUGACCCAGGAGAGCAUCAUGGACCUGGAGAAUGAUAAACUACAGCUGGAAGAAAAGCUCAAGAAAAAGGAAUUUGACAUUAACCAGCAGAACAGUAAGAUUGAGGAUGAGCAGGCACUGGCCCUUCAGCUGCAGAAGAAACUGAAGGAAAACCAGGCACGCAUUGAGGAGCUGGAGGAGGAGCUGGAGGCCGAGAGGACGGCCAGGGCCAAGGUGGAGAAGCUGCGCUCCGACCUGUCCCGGGAGCUGGAGGAGAUCAGCGAGCGGCUGGAAGAGGCCGGCGGGGCCACGUCCGUGCAGAUCGAGAUGAACAAGAAGCGCGAGGCCGAGUUCCAGAAGAUGCGGCGAGACCUGGAGGAGGCCACGCUGCAGCAUGAGGCCACGGCUGCUGCCCUGCGCAAGAAGCACGCAGACAGCGUGGCCGAGCUCGGUGAACAGAUCGACAACCUGCAGCGGGUGAAGCAGAAGCUGGAGAAGGAGAAGAGUGAGUUCAAGCUGGAGCUGGACGAUGUCACAUCCAACAUGGAGCAGAUCAUCAAGGCCAAGGCAAAUUUGGAGAAGUUGUCCCGGACGCUGGAGGACCAGGCCAAUGAGUACCGCAUGAAGCUGGAAGAGGCCCAACGCUCCCUCAAUGAUUUCACCACCCAGAGAGCCAAGCUGCAGACAGAGAAUGGAGAGCUGUCCAGGCAGCUAGAGGAAAAGGAGGCUCUGAUCUCCCAGCUGACCCGAGGAAAGCUCUCCUACACCCAGCAAAUGGAGGACUUAAAAAGGCAGCUGGAGGAAGAAGGCAAGGCGAAGAACGCCCUGGCACAUGCUCUACACUCAGCCCGGCACGACUGUGACCUGCUGCGGGAGCAGUAUGAGGAGGAGAUGGAAGCCAAGGCCGAGCUGCAGCGCGUGCUGUCCAAGGCCAACUCAGAGGUGGCCCAGUGGAGGACGAAGUAUGAGACAGAUGCCAUCCAGCGGACCGAGGAGCUCGAGGAGGCCAAGAAGAAGCUGGCCCAGAGGCUGCAAGACGCCGAGGAGGCUGUAGAGGCUGUCAAUGCCAAGUGCUCGUCACUGGAGAAGACCAAGCACCGGCUGCAGAAUGAGAUCGAGGAUCUCAUGGUGGACGUGGAGCGCUCCAAUGCCGCCGCUGCAGCCCUGGACAAGAAGCAGAGGAACUUCGACAAGAUCCUGGCCGAGUGGAAGCAGAAGUACGAGGAGUCACAGUCAGAGCUGGAGUCCUCACAGAAGGAGGCGCGCUCCCUCAGCACGGAGCUCUUCAAGCUCAAGAACGCCUACGAGGAGUCCCUGGAGCACCUGGAGACCUUCAAGCGGGAGAACAAGAACCUUCAGGAGGAGAUCUCAGACCUGACUGAGCAGCUGGGAGAAGGAGGAAAGAAUGUGCAUGAGCUGGAGAAGAUCCGCAAGCAGCUGGAGGUGGAGAAGCUGGAGCUGCAGUCGGCCCUGGAGGAGGCUGAGGCCUCCCUGGAGCAUGAGGAGGGCAAGAUCCUCCGGGCCCAGCUGGAGUUCAACCAGAUCAAGGCAGAGAUUGAGCGGAAGCUGACCGAGAAGGACGAGGAGAUGGAACAGGCCAAACGCAACCACUUACGUGUGGUGGACUCGAUGCAGACCUCCCUGGACGCGGAGACGCGCAGCCGCAACGAGGCCCUGCGGGUGAAGAAGAAGAUGGAGGGUGACCUUAAUGAGAUGGAGAUCCAGCUCAGCCAGGCCAACAGGACAGCUUCGGAGGCUCAGAAGCACCUGAAGAUCACUCAAGCCCAUCUGAAGGACACCCAGAUCCAGCUGGAUGACGCAGUCCAUGCCAACGAUGACCUGAAGGAGAACAUUGCUAUUGUGGAACGGCGCAAUACUCUGCUGCAGGCUGAGCUGGAGGAGCUGCGGGCCAUGGUGGAGCAGACAGAACGGUCUCGGAAGCUGGCUGAGCAGGAGUUGAUUGAGACCAGUGAGCGAGUGCAGCUGCUGCACUCCCAGAACACCAGCCUCAUCAACCAGAAGAAGAAGAUGGAGUCAGAUCUGACCCAGCUCCAGUCAGAAGUGGAGGAAGCAGUACAGGAGUGCAGGAAUGCUGAGGAGAAGGCCAAGAAGGCCAUCACAGAUGCCGCUAUGAUGGCGGAGGAGCUGAAGAAGGAGCAGGACACGAGUGCCCACCUGGAGCGCAUGAAGAAGAACAUGGAGCAAACCAUCAAGGACCUGCAGCACCGACUGGAUGAGGCCGAGCAGAUCGCUCUCAAGGGCGGCAAGAAGCAGCUGCAGAAACUGGAGGCCCGGGUUCGAGAGCUGGAGAACGAGCUGGAGGCUGAGCAGAAACACAAUGUUGAGUCAGUCAAGGGCAUGAGAAAGAGUGAGCGUCGCAUCAAGGAGCUCACCUACCAGACGGAGGAGGACAAGAAGAACCUGCUUCGGCUACAAGAUCUGGUGGACAAGCUGCAGCUAAAGGUCAAGGCCUACAAGCGCCAGGCUGAAGAGGCGGAGGAACAGGCCAACACCAACCUGUCCAAGUUCCGCAAAGCACAGCACGAGCUGGAUGAGGCAGAGGAGCGGGCAGACAUCGCCGAGUCCCAGGUCAACAAGCUGCGGGCCAAGAGCCGUGACAUCAGCGCCAAGCAAAAAAUGCACGAUGAGGAGUGAAGCCGUCUCAGGAAUCUCGUCCUGGCUAACCUAUAAUAAACAUGAGUGUGGACUCUGCC
Molecule: messenger RNA, 7568 nt
Organism: Loxodonta africana (African savanna elephant)
Lineage: Eukaryota; Metazoa; Chordata; Mammalia; Proboscidea; Elephantidae
Gene: MYH6
Product: myosin heavy chain 6
Exons: 37
Coding region: 1615-7509 (1964 amino acids)
Cellular component (GO): myosin II complex; myosin filament; cytoplasm
Molecular function (GO): ATP binding; actin filament binding; microfilament motor activity
Source: RefSeq, a predicted model, not a curated record